Molecule: messenger RNA, 1324 nt
Organism: Schistocerca gregaria
Lineage: Eukaryota; Metazoa; Arthropoda; Insecta; Orthoptera; Acrididae
Product: WD repeat-containing protein 61
Exons: 8
Coding region: 88-1062 (324 amino acids)
Cellular component (GO): Cdc73/Paf1 complex
Molecular function (GO): protein binding
Source: RefSeq, a predicted model, not a curated record
UUGCUAUGCGGGCGUGGGAUUCGGAAGAGAAGUGAGAAGUCGAUGUAAUAUAGUGAUUUUUUAUGGUAUUUGACAGCUACAAAAAAUAUGCACUCUCUUCAAGUAAGGUUGGACAAUGCACAUGACGACAGUGUCUGGAGCUGUGCCUGGGGAAGACUUAAAAAGAAAAAAGAUGACGAAAACUCGGAAAAUGCUGGAGGUGACAACUCGAGGGAUUCCAUGACUACUGAAGAACCAACUGAUUACAUUGUAACCGGUGGUGUUGAUGACCUUGUAAAGGUUUGGCAGUUUAGAGAUGACCAAUUGAAGUUGAAACACAAACUGGAAGGUCAUUCCCUUGGUGUCGUGUGUGUUGACAUCAGUUCGGAUGGAACAACCUGUGCAUCUAGUUCUCUUGACUCCAGCUUAAGGCUGUGGGACCUUAACACUGGUGAGAAGAUAGGGAACAUUGAAGUUGGCCCUGUAGACAUAUGGACUGUGGCCUUCUCACCUGAUGACAAAUUCAUUAUUUCUGGGAGUCAUUCAGGCAAAAUUAAUAUGUACGGUGUUGAAUCUGGGAAGCAGGAACAAGUUCUGGAUUCCAGAGGAAAAUUUACGUUGAGUAUAGCAUAUAGUCCUGAUGGCAAAUACAUAGCAAGUGGUGCUAUUGAUGGUAUCAUUAACGUGUUUGACGUUAGCUCAGGAAAACUUGUACAUACGCUUGAAGGUCAUGCUAUGCCUAUACGCUCCCUGUGCUUCUCUCCAGACUCCCAGUUAUUGCUGACAGGAUCGGACGACGGUCACAUGAAGCUGUAUGAUGUGCAGCACGCUAAUGUUGUCGGAACACUCUCAGGACAUGCUUCGUGGGUGCUGAGUGUCGCAUUUUCACCAGACAAUCAACAUUUUGCUUCAGGCUCUUCUGACCGCACAGUACGCAUAUGGGACCUCAGCAAUAGACAGUGUGUUCACACAUUCAAUGAGCACACAGAUCAGGUGUGGGGUGUGAAGUACAAUCCUGAUGGCAACAAAGUUGUCUCAGUGUCGGAAGAUCGUUCCAUCAACGUGUACGAGUGCCCCAUCUGAAAUGUAACAGAGGGCAGAAUGUCUGUAUUGAAAUCUCACAGCUUUUUGGCUACAGUCAGAGCACACUGGGAGCCAGGCUCAGUGUACAAAACACUUGCCGGCUGGUAUCUCCCGUUGUUGGAGCUUGUGGUUUUCCAUGUUGUGAAAGCACUGUGGUUAAAAUAAUGAAGUGAUGAAAUGAGAUUGUGUGCAUUUAAGUUCUGUUUUGUGUUGUUAACAGGAAAAAUUCUAUUUAAUCAAAAUAAAAUGCAAUUUAUUUAAA